AUGUGUCUAGUCACCACAAUCUUCGCUUACACCAAAAUUUUCCUCACUCUUCGUCACAACCAAAUUCAUGUUGACCAUGUUCAGAGCCAUGUUUUUCCAGGACAACCAAGUCAAGCAAUUCCACAUAACAUAGCUUGACACAGAAAGGCAGAAAUACGAAUAAAAUAACAAGAAUCUAUAUGUGUCGUGAAUUUUUAUAUACUGGGCUAUAAAAGAUAUAUUGACAUAAAAAGAAGUCGGCAGGUGUUUAAAAUAAUUAGGAACGCUCGUUCAAAAAAAAGACAUGAGCUAUAAUCAAAACUAUUCUAAAGAAAAUUUUUCUUAGUUGCAAGUUAGAGUGGAUAUCUCUAUUUUAUACCUAAUUAUUAUUGAUAGUUAUGGGGUUCACUCAAUCGAAACCUAUCUCAACCGACCCGAAAAUUAUAAACAAACCCGUUUGACAUGUUUGGACUGUUAAGACUUCCUUUCUACAAGCCCCGAAACUCUAUGCACACGUCUGUCAAAGCUGGCUGCGCACGAUUAGCAAUUGGUGUUGAAGUACAUAACAAGUAUUGCCCAGUCGAAUGUUUACUAAACGAGAUGUCGUGUGGUACGACUAGAAAUUGAAUUAAUUCAGUUUUUUCCUCAAAGUUUUGUAAAAAAAAGUUGAUAAAAAUUAAAACAAGAAGAAUUGACAAAGGUCAUUAUCGCUACUAUACUUGUUAUGUACAUGUACUACUGAAAACUCAUUAAAUUUUUUUCAUCGUCAGUGAGUUAGUUUCCUGAACAGGCUCAUUAAAGUUCGGUGUCAGCUUGAAACACUUCAUUGUUUUUGCUAAACCCUGACUACAACUUGUAAAAACAAAAUAAAACUUCCUUUCUACAUGGAAACUCUUUGCACGGUCAAAGCUGACCGCGCACAAUUAGCAAUUUAAAUAGUUUAUACAUGUACAUAACAAGUAUAGCCCCAGUAUAGUCGAAUGUUUAGUAAACGAGAUGUCGUUAUAAAGUUUUCAACAGCGCGCGUUUUGCUUUUCAUAACAGACCCAAAAACUAAAGGCUCUUGCCAAGUUUCUUUUUCCAGCCAUCUGAAUUGGGUUUAAUAACUCACAUGUAUUACGCUCUGUUAGGAAAAUUCUGAUGACUCAAGCAUAUUUGCAUGCAGCUUAAUAAAUUGAAUUAGCCGAAUUGCCAGGGGCACCCAACGAGAAUAUAGUUCAAACCACUUAAACAUAGCAUUGUUAAACGUGUUUUAGUAUUUAAACGGUGGAUAUGGGUAUAUUUUUAUCCCCUAUAAAUUUUUCAUCUGUUCGGAUUUCCUAGCUGAAAGUCUAGUGUUUCGAAAAUUAUAGGGAUCAAAACUUACCUUUCCGAAAAUUUCAGCCAGAAAAAAGGCUCCCGAAAAUUCUAGGUGACCUUUUUAGGGUAAAAAUCCGUUAAAAAUGGGCAAUUUUACCAUUUUUUAGAUGUUCGAAAAUCCUAGGAGAGGCAGGCAAGCAAGAAAUUUUACAACAAAUGUUCCGAAAAUUCUAGAUCUCAAAUCGUCUUCCGAACAGAUAUUUUUCCGAAAAUCGUCGUUGGGUGCCCCUGAAUUGCUGGAACUCGGACAGCGAUGUUAAUGAAGAAAACGUCAUACAGACUUUUUGCACCGACAUUAUAUUAAGACCUAAAAAGUCAUUAAAAUGGCUCGUGAGUCAGUUUCACCCGGCUCAUUAUAGUUCGACUAAUGUUUGUUUGAAAAACUAGACAACUUUGCUGAAUCCUUUUCCCUUGUGUGGUAGGACUAAAAACAGAAUUAAUUUUUUCUCCUCAAAGUUUUGUAGAAAAAAUUAAAACAAGAAGAAUUUACAACGGUCAUUAUCUCACAUCCAUAACAGACAACAAAAUUACAGAGCCCACACAGUUUGAUGUGUUUACCUACUGUUUUUAACUUCCUUUACUACUGAAAACUCAUUAAAAUCGUCAGUGAGUUAGUUUCAACAGGCUCAUUAAAGUUCGGUGUCAGCUUGAAACACUUCAUUGUUUUUGCUAAACCCUGAAUACGACUUUUAAAAACAAAAUAAAACUCAUCUCUUUUGUUUUUGUUUUUGUUUGAAACACGGAUCGUGGUAAUUACAGAAGAAUUAACAAAUAAAAUAACCUCGUGAAAGCACAUGCACUGAGAUCCCUACUUGAGUGCUAAUUGUUGUAAACAUGUGGAUAUCUUUUUCCAGCCAUCUUAACCAUAUGUGUGGUCAGUGCGUAGUGCAUAUACACCUGAUUGCCAUGAACAUGUCUUAGAAAAAUGGUAAAGGAGAAUUGAAAAUAGAAAAAGCCAAAUAGGAAUUAAUUAGGCCUGCUAAUAAAUCUAGAAAGGAGUUAGAAAAACCGGAGCAUUUAUUUGUUGCGUAGGCGUUUUGGGGGCAUAGAAGUGAAGUCAGUACGCGUAUGUCGAAAAUAAAUUCACUAUAUAGUGGUUUAACGGUAAGCCUAACUAAUUUCGAUUUGUUUUUUGCAUUUUUAAUUUCAGUUCCUUUUAGCUGAUUUAACUAUGACAACGCAAUUGCAAUUAGGUGUAUAUACAGUAUAUCGCUUAAUUUUUGGGAAGGAGUGAUGGCUCAAGCUUAUCAUAAACUUUUAAAAAACUUGAGUUAUUGGAAUUUCCUUCAAAUUGUAUUUACUGCGACGUCAAGUUACCAAUGCGCCGCCAACAUAAGACCUAAAAAGUUAUUGAAAUCAUCCUUGAGUUUAAGUAGUUUAAGUUUCCUGUGACAUGACACCUGGCUCAUAGUUCGGUCAGUUAGAUUGAAAAAGUAUCGAGACAACUUUGGCCCUGUGAGCUUUUUUUUACGUUUAACAGAUAUUUUCCCAAAAUUGACGUGGGGUGCCCCUGAUUGAAAAAGUACUGAGACAACUUUGCUCGACCUUUCUUGGCCCUGUGAGCUUUUUUUUACGUUUAGUUAAUAGUUUGGUGAGUUUUUGCACGUUUAUGACUCUAUAAAUGACUGCUGAUCAUUGUUUAUUAAUACGCGACAAUUUAACGUAUAUAGUUAUGAAACGUGGAUCAUGCGUCAUGCAUCAUUCUUCACCUAAGCAACCUUAAUUGAAAUAGAUGGAUGAAUAAAGCCCUCACUUCCCGGCUCAGAAAUAUGGCACCGACAAAUUUUACCGAAUAUGAAAACAAGAAAACAGUCGCUGAACUGUACUGCUCGGUGGAAUUAAUCAGAGGUGUAGAUGGCGAACUUAUAUUCCUUUCAGCUCUUCAUAUUUUUCUUUCCGUCACUGCAUUUCUGGGGAACACUCUGAUCCUAGUUGCUCUACGCAAGGAAACUUCACUUCAUCCGCCGUCCAAACUCCUGUAUCGUAACCUGGCGAUAACUGAUCUCUGUGUUGGUAUCAUUGUGGAGCCUUUGUAUGUGACUUACCUUACUUCUGUUGUGAACGAAAGAUGGGAUAUUUGCUAUCACGCACAUUGGGCACAAACGUUCUUAAGUUAUACUUUGUGUUCAGUAUCUUUAUUAACAUUGACUGCAAUAAGCGUGGACAGACUCCUCGCCUUGUUACUGGGGCUCAGAUACAGACAAGUUGUAACUUUGAGAAGAACGUUUAUAACUGUGAUUGCUUUAUGGAUUUUGUCCAUCGUUGGUGCCUGCACUAUUUUUUGGAAUCGUCGUAUAACUUCAUGGUGCCUAUGCAUAGGUACAGCUCUGUGUCUAGUCACCACAAUCUUCGCUUACACCAAAAUUUUCCUCACUCUACGUCACAACCAAAUUCAUAUUAAACCUGUUCAGAGCCAUGUUUUUCCAGGACAACCAAGCCAAGCAAUUCCACUUAACAUAGCUCGAUACAGAAAGGCAGUGAACAGUGCACUGUGGAUACAGGUAACAUUGGUUGUUUGUUAUCUGCCGUUUGGUAUAGCGGUCGCUUUGACACCUCAGAGAGGGAUUCCUUUAUCGAGCUACCUUGCUCGAAAUUUUGCGGGUACCAUCGUUUACUUAAACUCAUCCUUAAACCCCUUUCUGUACUGUUGGAAGAUGAGGCAAGUGAGGCAAGCUGUGAAAGAAACACUAAGGCAACUCUUCUGUUGA
Messenger RNA from Porites lobata, 4046 nucleotides. Lineage: Eukaryota; Metazoa; Cnidaria; Anthozoa; Scleractinia; Poritidae. The record is from the annotation of a GenBank genome assembly.